This is a messenger RNA of Schizophyllum commune H4-8, 2424 nucleotides long. Its product is annotated as P-loop containing nucleoside triphosphate hydrolase protein. The coding region runs from base 64 to 2229 and encodes 721 amino acids. Lineage: Eukaryota; Fungi; Basidiomycota; Agaricomycetes; Agaricales; Schizophyllaceae. The transcript has 21 exons. The record is from RefSeq and is a predicted model, not a curated record. Gene Ontology annotation, molecular function: ATP hydrolysis activity; ATP binding.
CUUGAGCCUGGCUGGCAAGCAGGUCUCGUAACAUAUUCUUCCUUUCCCUCGUCUUCAGUCAUCAUGUCCUCCGAAGACAUAGCCGAAGAGAUCCGUGCCAGCUUCCCCGGUACUGAAGAGGUCAUCGUCCAGUACCUCGCCGGCUACCUGAUCGACGAUGCGGGGGAAGAGGAAGAUGUCCUUCAGGUGGCGCGCGACAUCCUCGCCUCAGUUGCCGGCAACAAGAUCGAGGUCCUGGAGAAGCUCAUGGCCAAGCUCGCCGAUCUGCUCGAGGAUCAGUUGCAGGCGAGGAUGAAUAAUAGGAAAGGACCGAAGAAGCUGGACAAGGUGCUGGAUAUGAGCAAGACGCAGAUGUCUUCGACCAUCGGUCUCGGUCAGGGUGUGGAUUUGGAGUCUAUCAACAAGGGCAAAGCGUCUCGGGUCGAUGUCAAGAAGCUCGAGAAGCAGGAGGCGAAGCUCAGAGCCAAAAUUGAGAAACGCGCUCGUCGCGAUCUUUACGAAGGCUCCAAGUUGCUCGAUAGCCACAAGAAGCAGCAAACGUACGAAGAGAUGUUCAUGAAGAUCAAUUCCUUGGAAGCCAGCAAUGCCGGAAAGAACAAGAGCAAGGAUAUUCACUUGCCUUCCAUCGAUGUCAACUUCGGGUCAAAUCGUAUUUUGUCUGGCGCGAGCUUGACAUUGGCAUAUGGUCGCCGGUACGGUCUCAUUGGUCGUAAUGGUGUUGGUAAAUCCACCCUCCUGCGCCACAUCGCCCUCCGCGAAGUUCCCAUUCCUGCCCAUAUUACUAUCCUCUUUGUUGAGCAAGAGAUCGUCGGCGACGACACAACCGCGCUCGAAUCCGUCCUCAAAGCCGACGUCUGGCGCGACUCCCUCCUCCGCGAGGAGGCCGAUCUUAACGCGCGCCUCUCGGAGCUCGACAAGGAGGGCGACGACAAGCGGUUCGAGGACGCGCGGGAGGAAGCCUCUGCCCGCCUCGCGGACGUGCACGCAAGGCUCUCGGAUAUGGAGGCGGAGAGCGGGCCAGCGAGGGCAGCGUCCUUGCUAGCGGGACUGGGCUUCAGUGAGGCAGACCAGCAGAGGCCGACGAAGUCGUUCAGUGGUGGUUGGCGUAUGCGAUUGGCGUUGGCGAGAGCGCUGUUCGUGAAGCCCGCCCUUCUACUUCUCGAUGAGCCUUCCAAUCACAUCGAUCUCAACGCCUUGGCAUGGCUCGAAGAUUACCUGCAAACAUGGCCGGGAACAAUCCUUGUCGUCUCUCACGACCGUGCUUUCCUCGACGCCGUGGCAACAGACAUCAUCCACCAACAUUCCGAGCGUCUCGAUUACUACAAGGGCAACUUCACGCAAUUCUACUCCACGAAGUCAGAGCGCGACCGGAACCUCAAGAAGGAGUACGAGACGCAGAUGGAGUACCGCCGGCAUCUGCAGGCCUUCAUUGAUCGUUGGAGGUACAAUGCAAACCGGGCCGCGCAAGCACAGUCGAAGAUCAAGAUUUUGGAAAAGCUCCCCGAACUGCACCCACCGGAAGAGGAAGAAACCGAGAAGUUCAGGUUCCCCGAGACCGAGAAGAUCUCGCCACCGUUGUUGCAAGCCAACGAGAUUACCUUCGGGUACACCCCGGACAAGCUCGUCCUCAAGAACGUCAACUUCGACGUCGGGCUGGACAGUCGAGUCGCCAUUGUCGGUGCCAACGGUGCCGGUAAAUCCACUUUGAUUAAGCUCCUCACAGGCGAGCUGAACCCGCUCGGUGGACAUGUAACACGGAACGGGCGGUUGAGGAUCGGCUACUUCGCGCAGCAUCAUGUUGACACGCUGGUGCCGACCAUGACGCCUGUGCAAUUCCUUGCGUCGCGCUUCCCUGGGAAGACCGAGCAGGAGUACCGUCAACACCUCGGGAAUUUCCAAAUCAGUGGGAUGACCGGCUUGCAACUCAUCGGCACGCUUUCCGGAGGUCAAAAGUCGCGCGUCGCAUUCGCACUGCUCUCUUUGCAACAGCCGCACGUCCUCUUGCUUGAUGAGCCGACUAACCACCUCGAUAUCGAGGGUCUUGAUGCCCUGAUGGAUGCAUUGUUUAGCUGGAACGGCGGCGUAAUCAUCAUCUCCCACGACGAGCGCUUCAUCACCAAGGUCGCAAAAGAGCUCUGGGUGUGCGGCGAUGGCACCGUGACGAAGUUCAUGGGCGAUGUGCAGAGUUACAAGCAAUUGAUUGUCAGCAACAUCAAGAUGAGGCCUUGAAGUGGCCUGCGGCUGAGCUUCGUUGUGUUGCGUGUGUAUGUAUACUAUUUGUACGUGCGAUGGCAGGCGCUUUGAAGGCGACCCCUGCCAUGCUUGACUGAUAUGACAGAGGCGAAGGUCGUCUCUUACGUGGUCACUUCAGCUGGCUAUGACUUGUUCCACGGUCUCCAUGUCGCUUGGCCGCCCUAUCGCCGC